AUGGGGGCGUGUACCACGCGAGGUGCACUGAGCAGUACCUUUGUUUGCCGAAAACUGUGUUUUAUUGCCGGUACCGGCUGUUGUGGCAGUGCAUUUCAUCGAAUUGUGUCUGAUGAACGAGUUGUGCAGUUUUGUAGGCCAAGACGCCGUGUGCUCGCUGCCGCCGGGCCGUGUUGGCGAGCGGCUCUCUCCGAGGAACCCCCGGUGAGUCGCCGAACGUUGCUGCGGCACGGUGCUUGUGCACUUGUGACGCUUGUGGUGGCGCAGGUGCUCUCGGCACGAGUUACACUAGCAGCGGCUGCUGCAGCCGAGACGACGCAUGCAAGUGGCUCGGCUACGGAGCAGCAGGCAGCUGGUGCCCCGCUGGGCAAGGUGACUGCCACUGGGCUCCGGUACUAUGACUUUGUCGAGGGCGACGGCACCUCGCCCGACUGGGGCGAUCUCUGCGUUGUCGAGUUUGUGCUGUACAGUGUCCCGAGGCCACGCGCCGCGCCGGGAUCUUCAGCGGCGCCAGCAAUAAGGUUGCGACCGUGGUACUCUACCGGAGGCCGUGGAUACUUGAUCAAACACGGUGAUGGUCGGACGAUUGCUGGAAUCGAAGAAGCGAUUCACACUAUGCGAGAGCAUGGACGACGUCGAGUCAUUGUGCCUCCUCGUCUUGCCUACGUGCACGCUGACCUCGGACCAGUACCGGACCGGACUUGGACACGCUUGCGCUUGGCGAAGAAAUUGGAGGAGGGCGAGCUAUUGGUUUUCGACCUGGAGCUUCGAAAAGUCAUGAAGGAUCCCAAAGAUCGCGGAUAUUAUAAGGACAUCAUUGUCCGCGAUGGUAUGCAACUGCCAUCCCUAGCCGAUAACGAAUAA
Messenger RNA from Cyanidioschyzon merolae strain 10D, 864 nucleotides. RefSeq lists its product as hypothetical. The record is from RefSeq and is a predicted model, not a curated record. Bases 1 to 864 code for a protein of 287 amino acids. Gene Ontology annotation, molecular function: peptidyl-prolyl cis-trans isomerase activity. The transcript has a single exon. Lineage: Eukaryota; Rhodophyta; Bangiophyceae; Cyanidiales; Cyanidiaceae.